AUGCACUCGCACAGCCUCUGCACCAUGCACCCAAAUCCCUCCACCGCACGCCACACGCACGUCAACAAGACUUCGGAUUCUCCACUCCUUUCCCAUCCCAUCUCCCGUGUCAACCGAACCCACUCCACGCACGGGAGGCCUGCCAAGCGGCACGAGACCAUAGCCCAGAGUCCAAAGCUGGGUAGCACCAUCGUCCCCUGCCCUACACCUCCCACACUGCUGGGCCUGGCUGGGUUGAAUAGACCUGUUCGAAGGUCCAUGCCACUUGCAAGUUUUCACAGACCCAAAUAUGCCUCCAUCUUGACGUCUCGCAGCGUUGGCAGUGACGCCGCCGUCUCGUUCCUUCUCGUCCCUCGCCCCGAGCACCUCCCUUCUGUGCGUUCUUGUUUUCUUUUAUCAACCCGACCCCCUCUCCCUGUCGUUUCGUCAGCCGGCGUCCUCGGACUUCCUCGGUGGGCGACAUUUCUCCUUGAUGGCAAACCCCUCCCAACUUGUCACCGCAUGGUUGAAUCGAUUCCGGGAGGAUCAUCACCGGUCAACCAGCCCCCUCCUCUCAUUCUGCUGGAACUCGACCUCAGCUUCAAAGUAACGCCCUCUACUCCAGACUCCCGUGAGGUGCGAUGGCCUUCCUCGGGUGUCGAGCCCACUCCCUUGGUCUCACAGCUGGAUUCCUUCGUUCGUAUCCGUUUCUGCUCAUCGAGAAACGAAACCGUAACGGACUCCCCUCUUUAUGUGCGCAAGCCACCCCCGCCUCCUCUUCUGUCAAGCAUCAUGCCUCUCCCAUUCCUCGCGCCGGCUCCCGCAACCCCUCCUCCUCCGUGCCGUGGCCGUGUUAGGAAGCCCGCCGCGGAGGAGCACGUUGUCAACCAUCAGCUAUCACAAGCGCCUCUCGAUACCAGGAAACCCCAUUCUAUCUUUCUUGCUUUUCCAUUCGUGACACUCCUGUGUUACCGCCUGUCUGAAAUGCAUCCCCCGCCUUUGCUCUUUCGCUCGACAUUCCGCACUCGGUUCCCAUCGCGAUUCCCAUGUCUUGAAAUCACUUCCCAAAAGGACGAGGAGGGACGAAAGCCCCGAUUCGUCAUCGAGACACUGGCCUGACGACAUUGACACUCAACCCGGGCAUCCUCCGUCACCUUCCCGUCCAACCACCACCGACGUGAGACCUUGAUAGAAUAGAUGAAAUAACAACCCGGCACCCCGGUGCCCCCCCUUUCCCAUCUACCUCAUGCAACAGCUCCAUGCAAGGAGAGGGUGUCAGGGUCCCGUACCGACAAUCAGGCACAGAAUCCAGAAUGACCUCCGUCCGACCCAGGUCUCCAUCGGAACGUAAAUCCACUCCGAACUCUCACUGGCCAUCCCAAGCCAUCCCCAUGAUUCCACCGCAGACGAAUGCGCAGUAAGACCGGGAAGCCCAUGGAAACAAACAUCCAACACAGCCCAGCCCGCCCCGGACGGCGGCACGUCACAACACAGUACCUUCGUACCCCGUCCAGCACAACUUGAUGAUGCCUUUUUCUCUCUCUCCUAUUUAUCCCGUCCGCCAAAAGAUGUCCCAAAGAUAUGAAGGCUUGACAAGUUUAGAUACCGUGAUGCCCCCCAC
Colletotrichum destructivum is the source of this 1600-nucleotide messenger RNA. RefSeq lists its product as uncharacterized. Bases 1 to 1098 code for a protein of 365 amino acids. The record is from RefSeq and is a predicted model, not a curated record. NCBI's taxonomy places the organism in Eukaryota, Fungi, Ascomycota, Sordariomycetes, Glomerellales, Glomerellaceae. The transcript has 3 exons.